CCCUAGUAAUGGCCGCCCGUUUUUGUUGUUUACCGCGCGCCACCACCCGAGUGAUCCAUCCAUCCCCUCCAUCGGACUCUCCACUCCCCCCGCGUCCCACGAAUACCGCCGCCCCCGGCCCUUUCCGCGUUUCCUCCUCAUCCUCCUCCUUUCACCGCCACCGUUGCCGUCGGUGACCCCUGCAGGAGGAGGCGCGAGAGGUCGAUCGAACAGCACAGCCAUGGCGGCGGUCAAGGUGGACAAGGCCACCAACGAGCUGCUGCUGGGCCCCGACUGGACCCUCAACAUCGAUAUCUGCGACGCCGUCAACUCCGAUCACGGGCAAGGAAAAGAGGUGAUUAAAGCUUUGAAAAAACGUAUUCAGCACAAGAAUGCAAAUGUUCAGUUUCUUGCUUUGACGCUAUUAGAGACUCUAAUAAAGAACUGUGGGGAUCAUGUACAUUUUCAAGUUGUAGAGCGCAAUAUACUGGAGGAAAUGAUCAAGAUUGUGAAGAAAAAGGCGGAUAUGCAAGUGAGGGAUAAGAUCCUGAUGCUCCUGGACUCUUGGCAAGAAGCAUUUGGAGGGCCUGGUGGAAAGCACCCUCAUUAUUACUGGGCAUAUGCUGAAUUGAAGCGAUCUGGUGUCGAAUUUCCAAAGCGUUCACCUGAUGCUGCACCAAUAUUUACUCCUCCGGUCACACGACCAGAGUCUUUGCCAUCAUAUCUUCAAGCAGGGUAUGGAAUGCCAGUUGAUUCUUCCUCAAGGCUUGAUGAGGCAAUGUCAUCAAAUGGAGCUUCUCUGAGCAUCUCAGACUUGGAACGAAUGCUGGGGGCUGUGGAACUAUUAAAUGAGAUGUUGAGAGCUGUCAAUCCAAAUGAUAAAGACGCUGCCAAUGAUGAAAUUAUUACAGAACUUGUGGCCCAAUGCCGGUCAUACCAGAAAAAGAUCAUGAGUUCAGUAAACAUAGUAAGGGACGAGGAACUCUUGGGCCAAGCUCUUGAUUUAAAUGAUAAAUUACAAAUUCUGCUUGAGAAACAUGAUUCGAUUGCAUCAGGUUCUCCUUUAUCUUCUGAUGUAAUAGAUGUUAUCAGUGAAGUGCCAUCAGGAAUGGCUCUAGACCUAGGAGCAAAUGUUCCUCCACAAGCUGCAGUUUCUACAACCAUAGUACCAACCAAUGUUUUGAAUGACGAAGAUGAAGAAAAUGAGGAUGACGAGUUCUCUAUGCUAGCUCGAAGGAACUCAAAAUUUCAGUCCACAAACACCCCGAGCACCUCUUCAUCAACCAUCCAUGAUGAAAUAUCAAGUUCUACAGCUUCUGUUCCCACAACAUCACCAUCCAUUGCAAGCAAUGCAUUGUCUCUGCAUGAUCCUCCAGCCCCAGUGAGGACAUCUCCAGAGGAGCAGGUUAUGAGUGACCUUCUUGCACUCACCAUAUCAACUCUAUCACCAUCCUAUACCCCGGUAACACCUGAACCAGGCUUAAAUCAAGCCAGCUCACCGACAAGUGGGCAUCCGCAGGCUUAUCAUGGAAACCAAAGACAUGUAUCUGCAACUUAUGUCGCUCCGUGGGCUCAGCCUCAGUCUAAGACCACAGGAAGUCAACAACUGACACCCACUCAAGCACAGUUAUCUUACAGCUCAUUUGCUUACCCGCCGCCACCCUGGGCUUCACAGGACAACACCGAAUUGAACCCUUUUGUAGCAUCAUCAUCAUCAUCAUCUCAGCACCAGUCCACUUCGAGCACUCCUAUCAUGCCACCGAACUUGAGGCCUCUGCAGCAAUCACAUUCUUUUGGGGUACCACUUCGAACCGCGAGUUUGGACUCACCAAUAAAUGGGAACUUGAAGCAACCACUGUCUGCUGGGGCUCGGAGGCCAUCUUAUGUUCCUUCAAACAAGUUUUUCGAUGACUUGUUUGAGAGAAAUUCGGAUGGUAGCCUGAAAGUAGGCAGUACAAUUGGUGGUGGCACUACCAGCCCAUACAAGGCAUAGUGAUGUCUAUGGAAAAGGAAGUGUAAAGAUUGUCAAUGUGCAAGUUUGUCCGUUCGCUUGUCCUGGCGUUUGAUGUUACCAGCUGCCUGCAUCUUCUUGAGGUUUCCUCUUUUCAGCCUAGACUGAUUUAGUUGAUGCUUCUGUGGAACAUUCUGACCAUUUCAUAAAUAAUUUUGCCAAACCAAGCUAUGUGAAAGCAUCAGCCUAUUUGUUAGCCAGACAUCUUGAAUGGCAAAAGGUGAUCAUUCCUAAAUCGUGUAAUAAAACGGGUUUACUUCUAUAUGUCAGUUUUUAACGGCUUUAGAGAUAGAAAUAGUUUGUUGUCUCCAGUUGGAGUAACUCAAUAAUGAUUCAACUUGUAGGUCAAGUUGACAUGCAACUGUUAUCGUCA
Molecule: messenger RNA, 2363 nt
Organism: Sorghum bicolor (sorghum)
Lineage: Eukaryota; Viridiplantae; Streptophyta; Magnoliopsida; Poales; Poaceae
Product: TOM1-like protein 2
Exons: 9
Coding region: 221-1972 (583 amino acids)
Biological process (GO): protein transport to vacuole involved in ubiquitin-dependent protein catabolic process via the multivesicular body sorting pathway
Molecular function (GO): ubiquitin binding; phosphatidylinositol binding
Source: RefSeq, a predicted model, not a curated record